This is a messenger RNA of Oreochromis niloticus (Nile tilapia), 2049 nucleotides long. It is a transcript of the gene sox1b, whose product is annotated as SRY-box transcription factor 1b. Gene Ontology annotation, biological process: negative regulation of transcription by RNA polymerase II; positive regulation of transcription by RNA polymerase II; neuron differentiation. Gene Ontology annotation, molecular function: RNA polymerase II cis-regulatory region sequence-specific DNA binding; DNA-binding transcription activator activity, RNA polymerase II-specific. Gene Ontology annotation, cellular component: nucleus. The transcript has a single exon. The record is from RefSeq and is a predicted model, not a curated record. NCBI's taxonomy places the organism in Eukaryota, Metazoa, Chordata, Actinopteri, Cichliformes, Cichlidae. The coding region runs from base 392 to 1456 and encodes 354 amino acids.
GAACCUCGAGCCCCCCCCGCAUGCAAAUCACGUCUGCGCUCGAGCCUCUCCAUUGGCCGUCUCGCGCUCAUUUAGCUGCUGUCAAAGCGCGCGGCCCGGGCACGCUCCGGUAACUUUUCCCCACUACAGCUUCAACCAAAGUAAGCUCAAACAAGCGGUUUCCAUUCUUCUCUGCGCUCGUGGAUGACAGAGGGGGGAGAAAAAAGAGGAGGAAAAAAAAGUGGUGAAAACUGAGGAAGUGCGGGAGCAGGUUUACCUCUGAGCGGAUUUCAUCCCCUCUCUCUGCUUCUUUCACUCUUCAUCCAUCUCUCCCUCGGAGGUUUAGCUGCUGCGCGCGGGCCAGCCUGAAUGUUUCUUCGUGUUUGACUGGUGUCCCACAAAGACGAGGUGAAUGUACAGCAUCAUGAUGGAAACGGACUUACAUUCCCCCGUGGUGCCCCAGACCAACCCGUCCAACCCGGGGGGACACGCGGGAGGCGGAGGCGGGGGGGCCGGAGGCAAAGUCCCACAGGAGAGGAUCAAGAGACCCAUGAACGCCUUCAUGGUGUGGUCCCGGGGUCAGCGGAGGAAAAUGGCACAGGAGAACCCCAAGAUGCACAACUCGGAGAUCAGCAAGCGGCUGGGCGCGGAGUGGAAAGUGAUGACGGAGGCGGAGAAGAGGCCGUUCAUCGACGAGGCGAAGCGGCUCCGGGCCAUGCACAUGAAGGAACACCCGGACUACAAGUACCGGCCGCGGAGAAAGACCAAGACGCUACUGAAGAAGGACAAAUACUCGCUGGCCGGCGGGCUCCUCGGCUCCUCAGCGGCUGUGGGGAUGGGCGGCGGGCAGCGGCUGGAGAGCCCCGGAGGGGGGCACGCGGGGGCAAACGCGGGCUACGCCACGCACGUGAACGGCUGGGCCAACGGCGCGUACUCGGGCCAGGUGGCGGCGGCAGCGGCGGCGGCUCAUGCCAUGAUGCAGGAGGCGCAGCUGGCAUACACGCAACACCCGGGCACCGGGGCUCACCCGCACCACCCGCACCCGCACCAUCACCCGCACCACCAUCCGCACAACCCGCAGCCCGUGCACAGGUACGACAUGAGCGCCUUAUCUUACAGCCCCAUCUCAAACUCUCAGAGCUACAUGAGCGCGUCUCCGCCGGGCUACGGUGGCAUCACCGGCUACACCCACCAGCACCAAAGCUCCGGCGUGUCUCCGGUGUCCGGGGCCAUCGGCGGCACUUUGGGGUCUCUCGUGAAAUCUGAGCCGAGCGUCAGCCCGCCGGUGUCCACCGCGCGCGCACCGCCGCCGUGCCCCACGGGGGACCUGCGGGACAUGAUCAGCAUGUAUCUGCCGACCGGCGAGGUGGCGGGGGACUCCUCCGUUCAGAGCAGACUGCACGUGCUCCACCCGCAGCACUACCAGAGCAGCGGCUCCACUCCGGUAAACGGGACGGUUCCUCUGACCCACAUUUAAACCCCCCCACGUCCUGCAAGCACCACAAACCACAACCAAAUAUUUACACUCUAGAUGUGGGCGCGAGCUGCUGAUGAAUUGUAAAUUAUAGGCGGUUAUAGCCAUAAAAAUGCAAUCACUUUGAACAAACUUUUUUUUUUAUCGUUAUUAUUUUUUUUAUUUUCUUUCAGUGAUGGAUCCUUCUGUCUGUCCGAGUUUAAAGGAAAGCGCAUCCGGUUUACUAUCGCUCUCUGGAACAGAGCAUGCCAAGUGUUUUUUUGUUUUUCGUUUUUUUUGACACGAUUUAAAUUAUAAUCCGUGAAGUGCUGGUGCGAUUUGAAGGUUAUUUUUUCCUGACUUUUCUGUGGAAUUAAAGGCACCAGCGGUGUGUUUAAGGGAUCCAUAAAAGCUGUCCGAAAAAUGAGCGGAGGGCGGGAAAGGAAGAUGUGUUGGAGAAGAAGACUAAGAAGAAGAAAAAAGUUUCUAGGCUGCAGUUUUUAAAAUUGAUUUCCAGUUUUAAUGCUUGUAAACAUGUGAGUCAGUCGGUGUAAUUUGAAUUUUGUUUUUGUUGUUGUAAAAUCUUGUAAAUUGUGAAUAAAUAGGCCUACUGAAAA